Messenger RNA from Copidosoma floridanum, 2295 nucleotides. RefSeq lists its product as uncharacterized. The record is from RefSeq and is a predicted model, not a curated record. NCBI's taxonomy places the organism in Eukaryota, Metazoa, Arthropoda, Insecta, Hymenoptera, Encyrtidae.
AUGUUGGCUUUCAUUCGUGCUAAAGCUGUCAGCACAUUUAGUGGGUUUGGUAGUUCAUCGAUGCCACCAACGAUCCUUACGCUGCAAAUGAUUAUUGAUUAUGCUGUAGAAGAAAAUUGGAAACAAGUUGUUCUGUUUGAUUGCAUUGGAAAAAAUGAUUGUACUCGACCUUAUGCAACACCACUUAUGGAAUGUCUGAAACAAAAAGGUAUCCAUACAUCCAUUAAGACCUUGUCUGAAACUACAGAUCUAUCAACAGUUUUGAAAAUUAGAAUUCAUCGAAUUGGUGUCAUUCUUCUACUUGAUGAUAUAGAUUUGAAUUCGGAAGACAACUUAUUACGCAAGAUUAUGCUUAAUAAUAAGAAUGAAAGAAUAUUCAUUUUGGGAGAAUAUAUCUCAUGGCUUUUAGUCAGCACUAAAUGGAAUAAUACAGAAAUUUUUAAUGCUGUUCAAUACUGGCCUAUAGGAGUUGAUAGUGAUGUGACUAUUUCUAUGUCAUUUCUGUCGUCGAACGUAAUCCUAUCUAUUUUCCGUCAAUUUUUCAACAAGACCUGUAAAAGCUUACACAAGUAUGGCCAACGUUAUGAUUACGAACGGUUAAGCCGGAGUCAAAGUAUUUCACCACCAGAAACGUAUUUUGUGCAAAAUACUGAAAGUAUAUCACGAACAAUAAAGGUUUUUUAUACUGUAUCUGUUUACAAAAUACGUGUAGAAGGUAAUGCAAGUCUCAUCAAAGAACGCUGGAAUACCUGGAGUCCAAGUCGAAAAUUCACAGAUAAAAUUAGUUUGAAUCGACUCCGAAAUAAUCUAGCUGGUUCUGUCAUGAAUUUUGGACUCCAAAAUAAUAGUAUAUAUUAUGGAAAAGAUGAUGAUUUAAGAGUCACUGGAGAUGGGGAUCAUGCUAGCAGCCUUGAGACUCUUAAAGAAUUAAUAAACCUUUUCGAAAAAUGCCUCAACGUUACCGCAAACGUUACUAUUUAUGUUUCUCGUGAAACGUCCAAAGUACUUACAGAAAACAAUGACAUAGUACAAGGAAUUGCAGGUGGAGAUAUUGACGUUGGUGCUGCAUACUUUGACGUCGAAAUCGAUCGGAAUAAGCUGCUGAGUUUCACGUAUCCAAUCGUCCGCUUCACCAGGUGCAUCUAUUACAAGGCUCCAGACUCUGCGAGGAAUAUUUUUUUGCAGCCAUUUAAUAAUCAAUUACUACUAUGUGUAUUACUUACUCUUAUGCUUAUUGUAAUGGUAAUGGAAAUAAUAAAUUACGUAACACUUAUCAUUCAUUGGAAUGAAGAUCUCGAGCAUUUUGGCUUAGGAGAAGCCACACUUUGGUGUCUUAGCAUCAUAUGCAUGCAAGGUUCUCCUUGGAUGCCUCGAACAAGAGCAGGCAAAGCCGUGCUUCUUUCUAGUCUUGUAUUUGCUCUUAUUAUCUAUAAUUCAUAUUCAGGAUUUAUAACAUCUAUUUUAUCAGUAAAAGUCAACACGAUCAAGAAUAUAACAGAUUUUUUCCACUUUGACUACGUAUUUGGCUACAGUAAAAUUGAUGAAGCCUAUAUAACCACAAACACUGAUUUGCGAAGCUUUUAUGUAAAAGCCCUAGAAAGUAAUGAAAUCAAAGUACCUGAGAAGAUAGGCUUGGAAAAAGCUAUCAAUGGAAGCUAUGCUUUUUUCGUCACUGAAACUGUUGCUAAACGUAUGCUGAGAAAUACGUUUAAACACAAGAGAUGUCAAUUAGUUGAGCUACGAACACAAACUCCUGGAACAUUAGCACUACCUAUUUCUAACGACAGUCCCUAUAAGAAGAUAAUUGACAUAAGUAUUCUACGCAUGUGGCAGUAUGGGAUAUUACCAAAAAUAGUACUACGCAUUAAGCCCCCUUUAUUAGACUGCAAUGGUAUCGUUGAAUUCAAUAAGGCUAGAUUCGCUGAUGUCUAUGGAGCUUUUUGUAUUCUUGGAGCUGGUAUUGUGAUUUCUCUUGGUAUAUUUUUUAUGGAACGGACUUGGGCAAGCAAGCGACGACUAACACUCAUACAAAGGCACAUUAAAGGCACUUCUCAACCGUCUCUUCGUCACAAGAACAAAAUUAUAGUCACAGCCAGAUUACCCAUGAAAAUUAUUGGUAUUGAUCGUGAAACUCAUCCAUUCCAUGAUCAGCCAAAAAAAAUCAGCAGCAGUCUCAAGUCACUUUUGUCCAUAAGAUCCAUAUUAUACUGCAGACGCAACCAAUUGCAAAAGCCCUGGCAAUCCACUUCAAAUAGUGUAAGAAAUCAUUUUUUCAAGCAGUUGACUGCAGAUUAA